GAAUAAUAUAGACAAAAAAUACAAAUAAAUACAUAAAUGUAAUACUCAGAAGAUAAACAAUAGUAGUAAAAUACUAAACCAGACCAAUUUUUCUAAUAAUUUAAAAACAAAUCAGUCCAAAACACAUACAGGAAAAGCGAACAAUGUAUAGGCUGGAAUUCUACAGGAUAAUUAAUAGCAACAGCCCAAAAUAAAAUAAGAUUAUUUAAAUUAGAUAGAACAAAUUUUAAUUUUGAUAUUGAAAAAAAUGAGCAAAAAGGACAUGACGCAUCUACAAUAGACAACCUAUAAUGGCAUCCAUAAAAUCCAGAAGUAUUAACAUACAUAACUAAACAACCAUAUUUAUACAUUUGGGAUAUAAGAGAUAAAAACGUAAAAAAAAUUAACAAUAUAUAAUCGGAAAAUCUAAAUGUGUGUUAUUCUUAAGAUGGAAAUAUAAUUGCUUUAUGUAAUAGAGAUAAUAAAUUAUAAUAUUAUGAUGUUAGAAAAGAUGAUAUAAUAUAUUAAUAAGCUUUUGAAAUGGAUAUCAAUGAAUUACAAUGGGAUCCUACAGGAUCAAUCAUAAUAAUUGCUGGUUCUUUGAACGGAGCUGGUACUAUUAGAGUUUAAGAUGGCAAAAAUUUUACUAAAAAUACUAAUGAUUUACUUGAUAAUAUUUAAUCAGAAUGUCAUAGUAUGAAAAUUCUUUCUCUUGCGAUUGAUCCGAAAGGUAAAUAUUUUGCUACUGGAUCUUCAGAUACUUUAAUUGGACUUUGGGAUUUAGACGAAAUUACAAUGAUUUAAACUUAUGCCCAAUCUGAUUCAGCAAUUAAAAAAUUAUCUUUUUCAUUUGAUGGUUAAUAUUUGGCUUCUUUGUCUAAUGAUAAAAAUAUUUUUAUUUAUAAUUGCUAAUAAAAUACAGUCGCUUCUACAAUUGAAAAAGAGUAGCCUUAGAAUAACUUAUAAUGGAAUCCUAAUUAAUAUAUAUUAGCUUAUUUAGGUGACGAUAAAGUUGAAAAUGAAGGAAACUUAAAAUUAUAUGGAUAAUUUUGA
Messenger RNA from Ichthyophthirius multifiliis, 1032 nucleotides. Its product is annotated as tho complex 3, putative. Gene Ontology annotation, biological process: mRNA export from nucleus. The record is from RefSeq and is a predicted model, not a curated record. Gene Ontology annotation, cellular component: THO complex part of transcription export complex. The annotation marks the transcript as partial. Gene Ontology annotation, molecular function: protein binding. Lineage: Eukaryota; Ciliophora; Oligohymenophorea; Hymenostomatida. The transcript is spliced from 4 exons.